UUCCUAUGUACGCACUCGCGUGCGUAUGAACAAUUUAUAAAUUGCAAAUUCCGAACCGCAAUUCUAACGCUCACGCGACGAGGAAAUGUGAGUAGCAAAAUUGCGAUUGAAACGCUAGAGGCAAUAAUUAUAUAAAUACAGUUAGAGAAGGGAAACGACACUUCUUAGGGACUAUAGAGUUUAGUAGGGCUUUGGCUGUCAUUCGAGAUGGUGUUUCCCGAAGAGCGAUACUAUAGACUCAAUCACAUUCUUCUAUCAGUGACUGGUCUUUGGCCGUAUGAUGAUAACAAAGUUAGACAAAUGCGAUUCAUACUUCUUCUGCUAAUAAUAAUGCUGAUUAUAAGUCCUCAGUUGCUGAAAUUAUUCAUUUCGGAAUACAAGCUCGAUACAUUUCUGAAGGUGUUAUCUCUGGAUAUUGUUAUGAUAAUAGUAACCAUAAAAUAUAUCACGUUUUAUGCUAUUGUAGAUAAUAUAAAAAUAUUUCGGCAGUAUAUUUCGGAAAGUUGGAGCAAUUUAAUUGACGAGCGAGAGAUCCAAAUAAUAUAUAAGCAAGGGAAGGCUGGAAAAAUAUCUACAAUAGUUUUAGCAACGUUGGUUUAUGUCAUAAUUCUUUUCUGCAUCUUUACGCAAUAUGUCCCCAAUAUAUUUGAUAUUAUAAAGCCAUUGAAUGUAUCUCGUCCGUGUCGAUAUUUCAUUCUAGCCGAAUAUUUUAUUGAUCAGCAAAAGUACUUUCAUAUUAUAGCAAUGAACAUAAACAUUGGAUUGCUUGCUUUAGGAACCAUUGGAUUAGCAACCGAAACAUUUGCAUUAGCGAAUGCAUUAUACGCUUUCGGUCUGUUUAAAAUAGCUAGUUACCGUAUGAAUGAUAUAUUAAAUGGAAAUCAUCUACAGAUAUCGGCCACCAAGAAAUAUGUAGCAUCUCGCGUCAAAAUAAUCGCUGCAGUAGACAUGCAUAGACGGGCAAUUCAAUAUUCUGAAUUGUUAAAAAACAGUUUUGGACCUACAUACUUGAUCUUAUUUAUGGGAGUAAUAUUUUCGACAAGUAUCAAUAUGUUUUACUUAUUUCGAAUAAUAACGACAAAACAAAACAGGCUAGAAAUUAUUGAACAUAGUUUGCUUAUAGUUAUGCACAUCAUAUCUUUGAUCGCAGCAAAUUAUGCCGGACAACAAUUUAUUAAUUACGACUCGCACGUAUAUCGAACGAUAUGUAACACGCAAUGGUAUAAUGCCCCCUUAAAAACGCAGAAAUUGAUACUUUUCUUGAUACAAAAAACUACAAAAUGUUACAAAGUUGACGCCGGUGGUAUGUUUAGUCCGAGCUUAGAAGGCUUAGCCACGGGUUUAAGUAUGUCUGUUUCUUAUUUUAUGGUAUUUUGUUCUAUGUAAGUAUAAGUCACACACAACAUACCGUUUUUGCUCCCUGAUCUUGGAGAUAUGUAAUAUACUAUUGCUAACAAAUACUAUAAUGAAUAAUAAUGAUGAACAAUAGAAAUAUUGAAAUGUAACCGAAGUACAAAUAAAUAAAUCUGUUUUA
Messenger RNA from Harpegnathos saltator (Jerdon's jumping ant), 1534 nucleotides. RefSeq lists its product as uncharacterized. The record is from RefSeq and is a predicted model, not a curated record. Gene Ontology annotation, biological process: sensory perception of smell; detection of chemical stimulus involved in sensory perception of smell. The transcript has 9 exons. Bases 208 to 1386 code for a protein of 392 amino acids. Gene Ontology annotation, molecular function: odorant binding; olfactory receptor activity. Gene Ontology annotation, cellular component: plasma membrane. Lineage: Eukaryota; Metazoa; Arthropoda; Insecta; Hymenoptera; Formicidae.